This is a messenger RNA of Labeo rohita (rohu), 3789 nucleotides long. Its product is annotated as polycomb protein SCMH1. Gene Ontology annotation, molecular function: protein binding. Gene Ontology annotation, cellular component: nucleus. Bases 769 to 2754 code for a protein of 661 amino acids. The record is from RefSeq and is a predicted model, not a curated record. Gene Ontology annotation, biological process: regulation of DNA-templated transcription. Lineage: Eukaryota; Metazoa; Chordata; Actinopteri; Cypriniformes; Cyprinidae. The transcript has 17 exons.
AGGGAGGUAGGAAUAAGCUGGAUCAUGAAGAAACCUGUACCACAGAAAGUAGCUAUUGAGUGGAAAGAUGGCAAACGGAUCAAGCACGCUCGCAGUGGUCGCCCUUCUCGUGUCCCAUCACAGUACCAAGUCGUAAACAAAUUACGGAAGAAUUUACUCACCACCAUGCCAUCCAAGAUGUUCAUGUCUUUCUUUCUUCAGUUGUAAAGAAAUUAAUUUUUUGAGGAAAACAUUUCAGGAGUUUUCUCCAUAUAGUCGACUUCUGUGGUGUCCGUGAGUGUUAACUUUCAAAAUGCAGUUUAAAUGCAGCUUCAGAUGGCUUAUCUAGCAAAACAGUCAGUUAUUUUCUGAAAAAAAAUUACAAUUUAUACACUUUUUAACCACAAAUAUUCAUCUUGUCUAGCUCUGCGAUGCGCAUGUGUACUCUGCACUCCGGUUCAAGACAGUUAUGAAAAUAGCUAGAUAAGGCCCUUCUUCCUCGGCUGGGAUCAUUUAAAGCCGUUUGAAGCUGCAUUUCAACUGCAUUUUGGAAGUUCAAGUCCACUAUAUGGAGAAUUCCUGAAUUUUUUUCCUCAAAGAACAUAAUUUCUUUACGACUGAAGAAAGAAAAACAUGAACAUCUUGGAUGACAAGGGGGACAUUUCAGUUGGGAGAAGUACCUGAAAGAAACAGGGGCAGUCGCUGCUCCUCCUCACUGCUUCAGACAGAAAAAAGAAAAAUCCUCAUUCUCAGAGCACAACCCCACCGGUGAAUGAGUUUAAGGCUGGUAUGAAGCUAGAAGCUCAGGAUCCUAGAAACACUACAUCCACCUGCAUCGCUACCGUGGUGGGCCUGACGGGCUCCCGACUCCGCCUGCGACUGGACGGUAGCGACAACAAGAACGAUUUCUGGCGCCUAGUGGACUCCUCAGAAAUCCAGCCCAUUGGGAACUGCGAGAAGAACGGAGGCAUGCUGCAGCCGCCACUAGGGUUUCGUCUGAAUGCAUCAUCAUGGCCCAUGUUUUUAUUAAAAACACUCAACGGAGCAGAAAUGGCUCCAGCACGAAUCUUUCACAAGCAAGAGCCACCUGCCCCGGAGCAAAACUGUUUUCAGGUGGGGAUGAAGCUGGAGGCAGUGGACAGGAAGAAUCCUCACUUCAUCUGUCCUGCCACAGUGGGCGCGCUGCGGGGCGUUGAGGUUCUGAUCACCUUUGACGGCUGGCGGGGCGCUUUUGAUUACUACUGCCGCUACGAUUCCAGAGACAUCUUCCCAGUCGGCUGGUGCGCGCUCACCGGAGACAACCUACAGCCACCAGGCACUAAAGUUGGGUUACCAAAAACGCUAGGUGCACUUGGUGCCCUACCAGAGGGUGGCAUAGAGGGGACAGGCAUGCCACCUACGCCAGGCAGACCCCCACCGCAGAAGAAACGUAAACCUGGCCGCAAGAAAGCCAAACUGCCUGGGCCUUGGGGUCAGAAAGGAACACUUGGUUCCCAGACAAGCCAGCCUGAAAAAGAACUGGAAUCUAUUAAAAUCCCGAAGAAACGAGGCCCCAAACCAGGAAGCAAGCUAAGCUGGGCCAAGAGGACAGCGUGGCUUGAAGAAACAAUUGGAGGUCCUGGUAGACCUAUCAGCAAACCCAGAGGCAAACUGCCAGCCAACUGGCCUCCGAAAGUGCAGCAGAACCCAACAGAUCCCAUCAAGGCCCCAAGAAAGAGAGGCCCCAAACCUGGCAGCAAGAGAAAAGCACGAAUGGGACCCAACCCUAUGCCCACCUCCCCAAGCAGUAGCACUCCAGAGCCAGACACCAGCUCAGUACCACUGGACAACGCCACCAUUCCCAGCUCUGCAUUACAGGCCCCCACAGUAUGUGUGUACCUGAAUAAGUACGGGAAAGUGGGUCCCCAUCUGGAUGCACGCCGUAUACAGUCACUGCCAGAUCACUUUGGGCCAGGCCGAGCUUCCUCUGUGCUGCAGCAGUGUGUUCAGGCCUGUGUUGACUGCGCACAUAACCAGAGCUCAGUCUUUUCCUGUCUUAAACCAGGCCAUGGAGGAGAGCUCAUAUCAGCCUAUUUUGAGCAGCAGCACCACACUCUAACACUGCCGGCAGUGAACAGUGUGACAUACGUGCUGCGCUUCCUGGAGAAACUGUGUCACAACCUGCACUGCGACCCAUUGUUCGGCAGUCAGCCCGUCCCUGUGGGAGGAGUUCACUAUGACAACCGGACGUACACAGAGAGGAGAAACUUUGCAGAAAGUCUGAGUUCUGGACCUGGUCGGGGCACUAAGAGAUUCCUCCAACAUGACGUCUACAACAGUAACUCUGUACCGCACAAAAUAGCUAAAAACCACCGUCUCUCCUCAGAAGAGCCCUUCCUGAUGGAGAAUGGAGUUGGCAGCUCGGAGGUGUUUGAGAAAACACCCUUGUCUCCUGGACACGGCUUGGCAAUGCGUUCCCUUUCUCAAAGUAGCAGCUCUUCGGGGAAACUACAUCGUCUGGGCUCAACAGGUUCAGAGCGUUUUCUGAGUUCGAGAGAAAGCCCACGACCCAGUGGACAAGACCCCAACCUGUGGACGGUGGAGGAUGUAAUGCAGUUCAUCAGAGACAUUGACCCUCAGCUCGGACCCCACGCAGACCUCUUCCGCAAACAUGAAAUUGAUGGCAAGGCUCUCCUCCUGCUCCGCAGUGACGUCAUGAUGAAAUACAUGGGGCUGAAGUUGGGUCCUGCCCUUAAACUCACCUUCCACAUAGACAGACUGAAACAGGGCCGUUGACCUUUAUGGCACUUGAAUGGGUUUCGACCUUUACCCCUUCCAAGCACAUUUCAAGAUGCACAGCAUGCUGGGAUCUUCGUGUCCCCCAGUACUGUAGCAGGUGUCGGCAAGCUUUGAAGCUCCGCCCAUCUUACUUACCUUCAUUUUUAUCAGUUUGAUAGUCCGUUUUUCCCGGUUUUAAUGCUUUCGGUUAUUAAUUAUAGCACUGUUAUGAACGUUCUUAUGACUGAUCCCGUUACGGUUGUUCUCACAUUUCACUUACGGUUGUCUUAGUACCGUAUCGGAACAUUUCACAUGUGGACUGAAGCAGUGAAGUGGACAGUAUAAAGGCCGUUUUUAGGCCUUGAUUUUUACAACAUACGUUUAAUUGUAUAUUUUUUCAUCCUGCAUCAAUAGGGGUGUUUUGUAUGGCUUUUUUACACAAGACUGAUUUUCAUCAAUUAACUUCAGAUAAACACUAGAUCUCCCCCAUCAUGCCGGACUGACACCUCAGAGACCAUUACUCAUCCUCCGUACUUUAUACACAUAACACAUUUAGAAAUUAAGAUGCGGUCACACUAGACUUAAAGCAUGCAAAAUUAAUAUGACCAACCGGAUGUGAUGUCACACUCUAUACCAUCUGUUUAAAUCUAUUGUAACUGACAAACAACAAUUAAUUAAAAAUGCUAUACUAUCUAUUCCGCUUUACAGCAAUGCUGUAUUUAUCACAGUUUUUAUUUGCAUUGCAUUGGGCCAAAAGGUCAAUCUGUGACAUUUAGAUCCUUUCAUGUUUCUGUUGUUGUUUUUUUGUUUGUUUUUUUUUGUCACACCAAUUAGCAGUUCAAGACAAAGCACAGCUAGUAGACAGAUGCAUAUGACAGGAAGUCUAGUAUGAUCGCACCUACUGCUACAUACUGUUAUUAUACACUCUGCCUGUAUUUUAUAUCGUGUUGAUGUUUACAUUGUCUCUGUUGUUUGUACUUUUUAUACAGUAUGGUAGAGUGCAUACGUUGACAACGUUAUACUCUAAGCUUCAAUUAAAAAAUAUGAAGCUUU